GAGACUCAUCCUCGGUACUCGAACUAUAAAAGCGAAAGGCAUCUCAUAUCAAAUCAUUCGUUUUUAGUCUCUCAAUUAGUAGAAUUAUGAAAUUGUUUUUGGUUUCAGUGUUGGUGGCGGUGGCGACCGCAGCUCGGCUCGAAAACACGUAUUUGCCGCCAAGUAGUGCCCAAACGGCCGGCGGCAGCAGCAGCUUCCUCAACGCCCCCAGACCGAGCGCAUCUACCAGUGAAUAUUUGUUAAUUUUUUCAUCAUUUCUCUCUAGUUACGAAACCGAAAACCGCAUCUCUCACGAGGAAUCCGGUCAAUUGAAAAAUCCUGGUACCGAUAACGAAAUCAGUUCAGUUCAAGGCCAAUUCUCUUACACCGGUGACGAUGGUGCAACUUAUAGUAUCACUUAUACAGCUGAUGAAAACGGGUUCCGUCCUGAAGGAGCGCAUCUUCCUGUUGCACCCCCAAUUCCUGCUGAAAUCCUGAAAGCUCUGGAGCAAAAUGCCGCUGAUGAAGCUGCUGGUAUUGUAGACGAUGGGCAAUAUCGUGCUGAGCAUCAAGGUGAAGGUGCUGGAGGUGCUGGAGGGUUCUCAGGAGCGACUGGUGGUGCUGGUGGGUUCUCAGGAGCGACUGGUGGUGCUGGAAAGUUCUCAGGAGCGACUGGUGGGGCUGGAGGGUUCUCAGGAGCGGUUUCGAACCAGUACCUUGGACCCAAACCUAGCUCGAGUUCGGGUUCCGGCGGAUACAGAUACUAAAUAAUCGACUGCAACAAGGCUGUAUUUUAUUAUUUAUUGUUAAAAACUACAAAAAUAGAGCAAUUUUUAUGGUAAA
This is a messenger RNA of Tribolium madens (black flour beetle), 822 nucleotides long. Its product is annotated as pupal cuticle protein 36-like. Lineage: Eukaryota; Metazoa; Arthropoda; Insecta; Coleoptera; Tenebrionidae. The transcript is spliced from 3 exons. The coding region runs from base 87 to 746 and encodes 219 amino acids. Gene Ontology annotation, cellular component: chitin-based extracellular matrix. Gene Ontology annotation, molecular function: structural constituent of chitin-based larval cuticle. The record is from RefSeq and is a predicted model, not a curated record.